AUGGGUCGCUUCGAAGGGUUGAACGAUGACACCAAAGACCUGGUGACCUGUCUUCUCCCUGCAUUGGCCGCCUCCUUCGGCCUCUCUGACCCCGUUCACAUUAUACCUGAGGACAUACGCAUGCGUGCUUGGGACUGUGAGCGCCGCGACCACAUCAAGGCAGAGACCGAAAACGACCCGCGCAACUGGGGGGUGCAGUUCCUCAAAGACCUCAAAGCCAUCUCGCGCCUUAACAGUGGCAAUCUCACAGAGUUUCAGGAGAUUCUGCGCGGCAAAGUGGCACUGCAUGAGCCAAAGCAUCCGUGGUGCCGGCUCGCGGACAUCAAGGAAAUCAAGGACGAGUACGAGCACCCUGAAAAGAAGAACAAAGUCGUCGUUGUUGAGGAGGAGAGCAGCUCAUCGACGGACUCGUACUUUGAGGAACUAGUUGAGCCCGAUGUGCCGACUGGGAAGAAGCGGGCGCUGAAUAGCGGGAGGCAUGAGGUGUAUGAAGCGCGGGUUAUAGAGAAGCGGCGGAAACAAAAGCCGAGGCGCCUCCGACGUUCUCCCACGGGCGGCUUCCAGCGACACGAUCCUCAUGCCAAAAAGCGCCGCUCCAUGGACCCCCAUCACUCUCGCUCCAGUCGCACUCCCAUAUCCGGCCGUACUCAGCGUCAACCGCGAAUCAUGUCAUCUGACGACGAGGCCUCUGUUAAUUCGCCUGAUGCCCGAUCCCUCUAUGGUCACACGACACCUGCCUUGUCCGUCUCGCCUGGUUCUUCCACCGCUCAUGUGUAUAACAUGGAGCUGGAGCCAGCUUCAAAUGAGCCGCUUGCCGUUCAGAAGCUUCAGGCUGAACUGGAGGUUGCAGAGGCGGAGCUCAAGGCUGCGAGGCUGAGGCACCAGUAUCUUCAGGCUAAGGAGCAAGCAAAGCAGGAGGCCUUGCAUUGUGAUGACGGACAUCAGACGCUCGAGUAG
This is a messenger RNA of Pyrenophora tritici-repentis Pt-1C-BFP, 957 nucleotides long. RefSeq lists its product as uncharacterized. The record is from RefSeq and is a predicted model, not a curated record. Lineage: Eukaryota; Fungi; Ascomycota; Dothideomycetes; Pleosporales; Pleosporaceae.